Messenger RNA from Zophobas morio, 1214 nucleotides. It is a transcript of the gene rho-7, whose product is annotated as presenilins-associated rhomboid-like protein, mitochondrial. Bases 106 to 1152 code for a protein of 348 amino acids. Gene Ontology annotation, molecular function: serine-type endopeptidase activity. The transcript has 8 exons. Gene Ontology annotation, cellular component: membrane. NCBI's taxonomy places the organism in Eukaryota, Metazoa, Arthropoda, Insecta, Coleoptera, Tenebrionidae. The record is from RefSeq and is a predicted model, not a curated record.
CAAUAGUUUUUGGUGUUUGAUGUCGUUAUUUGACAAAAUACAUUUCAUAAAAUUGCCUUAUUUUAAGAAAAUUCAUGGUUUAACGGAAAAUAUUAGAGAAGUCAAAUGGCUUUUAGCCGCAUGUUUCGCUUAAGCGAGCUGUGUUCUCCAAGAAAUGCUCUGUUCAAGAACUGCAAUUACGAAUUCUCACCACCUAAAAACAUACGUACCUUUAGAAGAGGCCGUAGCAAUAAUGAUCAACCAAAACCUAAUAUAAACAGUAUUGAAACACCAUUUCAAGAUGUUAGUCUUGGAACGUCCCAGUUAAAACCCAUCAAUCUUUUAAAGCCAUUAGGAUUUACAAUUGGGUUUAGUGCUGCUUGCUUUGUAGGCGCUACAAUUUGGGAAUAUGAAACAAUGAGGGCACAUGCAAAAAAGAUGUUAAAAAAACCAGUAAGGUUGUUUAAACGCCACGCAGAAGACUUACAUUCUAAAUCUAAUAUGUUUGUUAGGGAAAUUAAAGAAAAGUGGGAAAGUUUAACUCCUGGUGAAAAAGUUUUUGUGCCUAUUUGCGCCUUGAAUGUACUCGUCUUUGGAGCGUGGCGAAUACGUAGCCUUCAACCUUUUAUGUUACGCUAUUUUUGCUCAAACCCAGGAAGCAAAAGUGUUUGUUUGCCUAUGAUAUUGUCCACUUUCAGCCAUUAUUCUGGAUUCCAUCUCCUAGCUAAUAUGUAUGUGCUACAUAGUUUUAGCACAGGAGCUGUUCACAGUCUGGGUAAAGAACAAUUCUUAGGUCUUUACUUAGGUGCUGGUGUGAUAUCUAGUUUUACCAGUUAUGUUUAUAAAGUAGUUACUAAACAACCAGGGCUCUCUUUGGGAGCAUCUGGUGCUAUUAUGGCUAUUUUGGGAUAUGUUUGUACUCAAUAUCCUGACACCAGACUAGGCAUUAUUCUGGUACCUUUAUUUACAUUUAGCGCAGGAGCAGCAAUUAAAGUCAUUGUUGGUAUAGAUACAGCUGGAGUAUUAAUGGGAUGGAAAUUCUUUGAUCAUGCUGCACAUUUAGGAGGUGCAGCGUGUGGAAUUAUCUGGGCACUGUGGGGUAACCAGCAUAUAUGGGCUAAGAGAGAACCAAUAUUAGAGUAUUGGCAUGAAUUUAGAGGAUCAAUAAAAUGAAUAAUUAGAUGUGAAUAUUUUUAUCAAAAUGUAUAUAAGGAUUUAAUAAUUAUUUAUUAAAA